AUGGCCAGUACCUCGACCGAAAGCAAGACUUUGAGACCGCCAGGAAACUAUCUCGCCAUUGAUGGCGGCAUCAGCACGCUCUCUUCGCUCAUCAUCCUCGAAGAAAUGUUUGAGCGGUUGAAGUUCGACCUUAACAGCUCAGAAGAUCUUCGGCCAGCCCGAUUUCUAGACGCUAUCAUCGGUACAGGUACCGGGGGAAUCGCGGCUAUACUCUUAGGAAAGUUGGGCAUGACCGCUACAGAGGCUAUCGAUGCCUACAGCACGCUAGAGGGCGCAAUGGCGAGGACCAAGGCAACUAAUGACAGCGAAAGAGCCUCGAACACUGCACGGUUCAGAGAAGCAUUUGUGUCGAUCCUUCGUGCCCACAAAAUGGAAAACUUGUUCAUGCAUGACGAAAAGCCAAAUACAGCGACGUGUAAGACAAUUGUUUGCGCCAUGAACAAAGCCAAUAUGGCUGGCUGUCAUCUGAUCAGAUCUCAACCAGUUAUCAGUCUAGGGGAUGACCUCCCAAAAUGUAGCAUCCUUGAUGCUGCUUGUGCCAGUAUCAAUGAUCCGGAGAUGUAUGAUCCAGUUCUCCUUGGGGCAGGCCACAGCUCUGUAACAUUGAUCAAUGCUAUGAUGGGUUAUGCCAAUCCCAUCAAGGAGCUGAUGAGAGAAACUCAGACUGCCCCAUUUGGCGGAGAAUUCGCAAAUCUCGACGGGAAGCACGGACCGCUAGAGGCCAGUAGACUCAGCGAUGCCAUACGGAACAUCGCUGCAGGCGCCGAGCGUACACACCAAGAAAUGCAAGGACGCUUACGCGUGGAGGGCAUCUACUUCCGCUUUAACGUUGACCAAGGCAUUCAGCCUGAUGACGAUAUCAGCACCGUGAACGGCAAAACACGAGCAUAUGUGGAGAUACCCGACGUUAAUAGCGCGAUCGAUAACUCCUUGACCUCCCUGCGACAUCGAGAGGAGCGGCUGUCUGCGAAACAGAUCAAUACAAUCAAGGUGGUUGAAGUAGGCUUUAAGCCGCGACCGGCGCUGGUCCCAAACUUCAUCGGCCGCGAGGACAUCCUUCAAGGACUGCGCAGGACGCACAUCUCUCCGCAUACUCCAAUGUCUCCAGGUACACCGACCCUCAGCGUAUUAUAUGGUCUUGGUGGAAGCGGAAAAACUUCGAUAGCGCUCCGAUUCUGUUUGGAUUUUGAGCAAGCGAACCCUGAGGCCCGCGUAUACUUCCUCGACGCCCGUUCGGAGUCCAAGCUCACUGCAGACUUGGAAGCCAUCGCUCGCUCGUGCGGGUCGAAGUUCAAAGGGAAAGGAUGGAGGAAUGCCCUUGAAUACUUUGCCGGCCUACCACAAUUCCUGAUUAUCAUGGACAACGCCGACGAUACGACACUUCGUAUCUCUCAGUUUUUCCCACAAUGCAGCCACGGCCACAUCAUCAUCACCAGUCGUAAUGCGACAUAUUCCCAGCUCGCCCGUACAAGCAACUGGGAAGUUCGAGACUUAUCUCCGGAACAAGCCAGGGAUCUGUUGCUGACAGACGCCGAUUAUGAAAAGACGGAGACCAAUGUCGAAGACGCCAGUAAAAUUGUCGAGGCUCUUGGAUGCCUGCCGUUGGGUGUAGCGCAUGCGGCAGCCUACAUUCAUACACACCGAUGUCUCUCGACAUAUCUUCAGACCUAUCAACAGAGCUCGAGGCAACUCCUUGCUUAUACUCUGCCGCACGAUUUGAAUGAAUCGGUUGCCACGACCAUCAACAUGUCACUGGAGAAACUCCCUCAGGAAUCCAAGGAUAUCCUACGCAUCCUAUCCUUCUUCUCUGUAUCAUCUAUCGCCCACUCUAUCCUCAUCGACGCCCACGAACACCAGUUUCAACGACGUUCGCAAAGUGGGAAGAAACAUUCCAGCUCUGUUAGAGCGAGUGUGGUUCUAUCCUCUUUGCUCUGUCCCAAUGAAGUAUGGUCGGAGUAUGACAUCAAUGCUCGGCUAUUGCCGUGUAUACAGCACUCACUGCUUCGUACCGUGACAAGCGCAAACAAUACGAAAUUCUAUUCCAUGCACGUUCUAGUGCAGUCAUAUCUCCAAACGGAUACAUCCCCAAUUCACAACAUUUCCCCCGAAUCCCUUGCCAUACGUCUCUUGGAUUCCUCCAUCAAGUUCGGAGAGUGGCAGUCAGUGAUGCAACCUCAACUAUUACCACAUGUCAAACUCGUACCAAAGGGCAAGACGCUCGAUCCUGGCGCACAUGGAGAUUUCGCCAAAGUUCUUCAGCAAGCUGGCGAAUACCAAGCAGCGCUGAUACAAGUACAAAUCGCGGUCAAAGGCUGGGAGAACAAACUCGGUGAAAGACAUGGGCAGACGCUUGCCGCCAUGCAGAACAUGGCGUGCUUGCUCGAUUUCUCGGGCCGUAUCGAAGAGUCGCUUGAGCUGAAUUGGAAAAUUCUAGAGCUCAGGAAACGGCACUCUCCCCAAGAUCACCCGAGUACUCUGCUUUGCAUGAGCGCCAUCUCGCAAGCACUCACAAAUCUCGGAAGACAUGAGGAGGCGGCCAAGAUGGCCGAAGAGGCACUCGAGGCACAGAAAAAGGUCUUGGGAUUAACCCAUGCCGAGACUCUGAUGACCAUGACCCGUUUGGGGUGGACCUACGAUAACCUUGGUCAUCAUACACGAGCUCUGGAUAUCAAGAUGGAAGCGCUGGAGACGAGUAAGCGCAUGUACAGCGAAGAUCACAUUGCGACGCUCAAGGCCAUGGGAGGCGUCGGCAUUUCCCUUUGCAAGCUUGGUCGCUUUGAGGACGCGUACAAGUUGCAAAAACGGAUCGUCGACCUGCGGGAGAGGAAGCUCGAAUCGAUCACCCCGAUACGAUUUCGUCCAUGA
This is a messenger RNA of Serendipita indica DSM 11827, 2865 nucleotides long. The record is from the annotation of a GenBank genome assembly. NCBI's taxonomy places the organism in Eukaryota, Fungi, Basidiomycota, Agaricomycetes, Sebacinales, Serendipitaceae.